Messenger RNA from Zingiber officinale, 780 nucleotides. RefSeq lists its product as uncharacterized. The record is from RefSeq and is a predicted model, not a curated record. The transcript is spliced from 5 exons. Bases 1 to 780 code for a protein of 259 amino acids. NCBI's taxonomy places the organism in Eukaryota, Viridiplantae, Streptophyta, Magnoliopsida, Zingiberales, Zingiberaceae.
AUGGUCGGAGGCGGAAGCAGGAGGGACGGUGGGCCGCUGAAGAUCAAUAGCACCAACGUCUUUGCGGUGCUUGAGACUCUCAAGAAGAAGAAGAAGUCGGACAAGGAGUCGAAGAGCAAGGGGGCAUCUAAGAACCAAGGGAAGGAGCAGGAGAAGCAAGUGUUUUGGGCCCUGGCGCCUCUGACGUCCAUGUCCUGGGCUAAUGUUGGAGACGACGACAAUGACGAUUACUAUGCUACCACGGCGCCGCCCCAGGCUGUUUGGGGAGUAUCGGAGCAGCAACACAAUAAAAAGGUUGAGGAGACCAUAGAGGAGAAUCAUGAGAUGGAUAGAGGAGGAAGAAACACUGCAAUAUCUGAUUCUGGACAUGGACGUGAUGGGAUUGGCAUGCUAGUAGAACUCCACAAACAUGUAGAAAGAAGAGGCAUCAAGUUCAACAAUGCUAAGGAGCUUUCAGAGAAAUUGAUCAAGCUUCAUAAGAUUCCUUUAGAGCUAGAAGAUCAAGUCGAACCUGAGUUCGAAUCUGAGUUUGAAUCUCUAGAGUCAACCUUCGAACCAGAUUCAGAAGAAUCAGAUCAGACCGAUUUCAUAGCACUGAUGGCCAAAGAAGAGAUAGCUGAAUCUGAGUUCGAAUCUGGAUCCUAUUAUGGAUCCAAAAGGGAGAGAGAGCACUAUAGAAACCAGUGCCUUGCUCAUAAGAUUCAUCCAGCACAACCGGAGGAAAAGGAGAAAUCAAUCCCGAAAGGGAAGAAGCACAUUGAAUGCUCCAAGUACAAAUGA